Molecule: messenger RNA, 4938 nt
Organism: Syngnathus acus (greater pipefish)
Lineage: Eukaryota; Metazoa; Chordata; Actinopteri; Syngnathiformes; Syngnathidae
Gene: pik3c2g
Product: phosphatidylinositol-4-phosphate 3-kinase catalytic subunit type 2 gamma
Exons: 33
Coding region: 198-4370 (1390 amino acids)
Biological process (GO): phosphatidylinositol-mediated signaling; phosphatidylinositol 3-kinase/protein kinase B signal transduction; phosphatidylinositol-3-phosphate biosynthetic process
Cellular component (GO): phosphatidylinositol 3-kinase complex; cytoplasm; plasma membrane
Molecular function (GO): phosphatidylinositol binding; 1-phosphatidylinositol-4-phosphate 3-kinase activity; 1-phosphatidylinositol-3-kinase activity
Source: RefSeq, a predicted model, not a curated record
UCGACGAUGUGGUGGUUCAGGUGAGGGGAAGUAAGGAAAGUGGGAGGAGUCAAUCCAUAUUGGUGUCACCAGCAAGUGUUCAGGUCUAACUCGCUGAGCAUGAUGGCCUCAAUUUACAAGACAGAUGGGACCAGAUCCACACUGCUAAUGUGUGCGUGACACACUCCAGAAUCAAGACACACUCGGCUUACAAUGUGAUGGAUCCCCUUGGAUUGCGGCUAGGACCACCACCCCCUGUACCACCACCUCGAGUUCUCCACAGACAAAAUGCAAACAUUGACCUCUCCGCAUCAUUGCCAGCAAGUCAAUUUGAGUCUCAUCUUUACGAGGACAUCGAUAUUGCUGCUGAAAAUCAGAUCAGUGAUCAACCCCCAAGAGUCAACCGCCCACCACUUUUGAAAUCCAUCUCUGAACCGCUGACUCAUGUCCGAGGAUAUCCUCGCGAUGCUCGGCAAGAAAGCCGCGUGGCUCUCCAACCCCGCCGCACCGCCCCUCCGAUCCCGAGUGCCAAGCCUCCAAUUGGUCAGGACCAAAUUUCCCCACCUGUACCGCCCAGGAAGCACGGGCCAUCUGGCCACAACAAAAACAGGUUCUCCUGUGACCUGACUGUCCAUGUGCACAAAUUGACCCGAUCAAACACACAAAUAGAUAACCUGGAGAAAUGGGUCAUCAAACUGACAGAUGCUCCAGAAGGCAGCACAGCGGUGAUGACUACUUUCUGUCAAGCUACAUCCAAUCUGCUGUCGCGCUACCCGCACACACAAAUUGCUCACAACUUGGGUGUGGUGUGCGCGCGAGUGUCACGUAUCCAUCCUGCGCUGCUGCAUCAGGUCAAGCUGACCGUCUACGUGGCGAUCGAAAAUAAAAGUCACCAACUUCCAAUUCCAACCACAGUGAACAGGACGGUGCGAAGUUUAAUCGAAGAGAUCUUCCAGCUCUUCGAUCUCGCUCACAAAUCCGCCGACUAUUAUGUGCUCAAGUUGUGCAAUUCGGAGGAGUAUCUUCACAACUACGAGUUGCUGGGUGUGCACGAGGUCGUCCAAACGCACUGCAAAUUCAACAUGGACCUUCCCCUUCGACUGCUCCAUUCCAGCAACCUGAAACGCAGCCUGGCCAGGGAUGUAGGGGAUGACAAACCUCCAGGUCACCUCUUCAAGCUGAUACGGCCGGUCUGUGUCUUCAAUGCUUGCAAGUUGAGUCUGGAGAAUGUGCUCACAAGCUACAGCAGAGAGGAGGCCACGCUGAUGAAAAACAAAUCGGGGAUGAACGUCAACGUCAUGGUGACCCACGUUCGCACCAUCACCGACCUCCUGUGCGGCCUCUCAAGCGAGGAGCUGGAAGACGCCAUUGGCCGGCUCAACAGAGUCAACCCCAUCCCUCUGAGUCAUGAGGAAAUGUCCGAAUGUGAGAGUGCCAUGCAGGCGCUGCACAAGUCCCUGCUGAAAGUCAUGCAGAGCUUCUUUGCAAACUUCCUCUCCAACUUCAGCACUCUGGAAAUCGCCAGCACACCUCAGACUCGUGAUGUGGAGGACAACAGUGAACUGUUACAGUUCAACCUGGCCGCGCUCUAUCAGCUGCAACCUAGCUGGAUGACCAUGUUUGACUGCUUUUCUAUAUCCUGCCAGUUGACGUAUGGCGAAACGCAGCUUUGCUCAGCUGUGGUUUCCGAAAACAUCAGCACUGCUUUGUCCUUUGAGAAGAAAUUACGUUGUAACCGCAUGAUGGCAUUUCCUGUCCCGAUAAAGGAGCAGCCCUACGAGAGUAUGCUGACCUUCCAGCUGAUGGGCUCAAAGCGAGGAAAAAGCCCCGAGCUGCUGGCAUGGGCCGUUCUACCUCUUUACAGCGACAGAACUCUGGUAAGAGGGACCAUCCUGCUCAGUUUGUCCAUGUUGGCCAUGCUGUCUUCACCACCCUCUCCAGCCCUGUUUGACAGCCACAGACAAACAGUGGGGGUCAUCCUGCAGCUUGAGUUUCCAGAUGAGGUGAAUUGGAUGUACCGGAGGCCCGUCGCGCUCCCUGGGUCUUUCAUAUUCUCUUCGCCUUGCCAAGAUCUGGAAAAGAAAAUGUUACAAGUCUCCAAGAAGCUCUGCCUUUCCUUACUGUCAGAAAACGAGAAGAGCUUCCUGUGGAGUAAACGUCACAACUGUGACAAAGGAAGCACCUUCCUCCACCUGGUGUUGGGUGGCGCCCCCAGGUGGCAGCCUGAGGACCUGACAGAGAUCUACACGGUUGUCGACCGCUGGGCUAUCCAUCUUGCCGAGGAGGCUCUCUUCCUUCUCACCGAUAAUUUUCCAGAUCAGACAGUGCGUGAGGCCGCUGUGCAGUUCUUUGGACAAAUUCCCGAUGAUGAGCUUGAGCUGUAUUUGCCACAGUUGGUUCAGGCUCUAAAGAGCGAGUGGAAGCUGGAUGGAGCUCUGGUCAUGUUGCUGUUGGAGAGAUCGCUAAAGAACAUUCGGAUUGCUCAUCAACUCUUCUGGCUGCUGGAGGAUGCAUGCACAGAGCCGCACUACCAACGCUGGUUCGCUAAAGUGCACGCGGCCCUUCGCUUCUGCUGCGGUCGAGCGCUGCGGGAGGAACUGGACCGAGAAACCCGCUUGUUGUCGGCACUCAUGCAAGUGGCCGAGAAGGUCCGGAUGUCGGAGAAAACGCGACGGAAGACGGUUCUGAACAAAGAAAAGGAGAAGAUUGAGAAGUUCUUUAAAGACGAGGGAAGCUGCUGUCUACCUUUAGAUGUUGCUGUCCAUGUCAAGGGAGUGGAGCUGGAUGCCUGUAAAUUUUACCAGUCCAAUACAUCUCCUCUGGGGGUGUCCUUCAUUUGCACUGACCCGCUGGCGAAGAACAUUGCUGUGAUCUGCAAGACAGGAGACAGCCUGCGUCAGGACAUGCUGGUGCUGCAGAUGGUCCGUUUGAUGGACAGGGUGUGGCUCGAUGAAGGGCUGGACUUACAAAUGGUCACCUACAGAUGUCUUUCUACUGGCAUGACUCAGGGCCUCAUAGAAGUGGUUCCCGAGGCGGUGACGCUGGGGAAGAUCCAGCAGGAGUGGGGUCUUGGUGGGACCCUCCGACAUGACACCCUAGAGAAGUGGUUCCACAUGUGGAACAAAACCGAGGAGGACUACGAAAAUGCUGUGAUGCGCUUCAUUCACUCAUGUGCAGGUUGGUGCGUGGCCACCUUCAUUCUGGGGAUUUGCGAUCGCCACAACGACAACAUCAUGUUAACGCACAGCGGGCACAUGUUCCACAUCGACUUUGGCAAGAUCAUGGGCAAUGCGCAGAAGAUCGGAAGCUUUAAAAGGGACCGAUCACCUUUCAUCUUCACAUCGGAGAUGCAGCACUUCAUCACAGGUGGUGGGCAGAAGCCUCAGCGCUUGCAUCGCUUUGUGGAACUCUGCUGUGAAGCUUACAACAUCAUCAGAUACAGAUCUGGCCUCAUACUCAGCUUGCUGGAACUCAUGACCAAUGCAGGAAUGCCCGAACUGAAGGACUGUAAUGACCUGCAAUACGUCCAGAGAAACCUUAGACCUCACGACACUGACUUGGAAGCCACAUCCUACUUCACAAAGAAGAUCAAGGAGAGCAUGGGUUCUGUCGCGGUCAAGUUAAACUUCUUGACACACAGCAUGGCGCAAGGGAAGAAGCCAGCUGGCCCCAUCCGGGAUGGCGUUCCUGCUCCGAGCACCAACAUUCAAGAUGCCGUCAUUCGGGAUUUUACCAUCAAGGACAAAGUUGCGAUCUAUGACCUGAAAGUGACCAUUGAUGAUGGCUUUUGGUAUAACCAAAUGACAUUUGAGGACUUUGAGAUGAUCCACAAGCAGCUGCAGAAACACUUUAUUGAAUCUGCUCUGCCUCAGUUCCCGUGCUGGUAUAUGAUGUCAUUCACCCCAAGCAGGAAGAUGGCUCUGCUCAAUAAAUACCUCAAACAGCUUUUUGAGGGACCUUGCAAGGGAAAUGAAUUUGUGUGCAGCUUGUUCUUAGAUGGACCCAAAAUGGUUAAAGAAUCUGUGGUAGAAGAGGCGUCUCCUCAAAUCCAGCUGUGCAUUUCUUACAAUGAGUGCAAGCUCUGGGUCUUGGUAAAACACCUCAAGAACAUUAAGAUGGCCAACGGCUCCAAUCCUGAUGCCUACGUGGUCACGUGUCUGAGACCCGACCCUCAGCGGAAGUCCAAGAGAAAGACUAAAGUAGUGCGGAAUAAUGACAGCCCUACAUUCAAUGAACUGUUGGAGUACAAUAAUGUGCCGUUGCUGUAUGGGAUGGUGCUGGAAGUGAGUGUGAAGAGCAAGAAGACGUUUGUUGCUGCCACCAACAUCAAACUGGACGAGGAGCUGCUCGACAAGGAGACUUGGUUCACAUUAAGAAACUCGGCACUUUGACCUGAGUUGCUUUACUGCAGGCUAGUAGCCGACAGGGGGCGCAACCACAAUGUCUCUUGUCUCAACUACAACGCAGUGAAUAGGACUGUGGAUCAAGUUACAACUGCAAAAACUUAACUGCGGUGACUGAAAGCACCGAGUUUUUAUGAAUGCCAAUCAAAUGUUGAAUCAUGGACAUAAAGGUAAUCGAGUAGAUUUUUUUCCCUAGUAGAUUUAUUUUCUCUUGUCUCAUUUAAUAUUUAAGAAACGUUUUCUGUAAAAUAUUUGUUAAGGUACAAUUUAAUAUUUUGUACUAAUAGAAAUACUAUUUUUUACAACGAAGUAAAAACUUUGUGGGUUUUUUUCCUUUUUGUUUUUUGGUGGUACGUAAAAAUAUUUACCACUGGUUUAAACAUUAAAAAAAAGAAAACUUAAAAAUAUUUUUUCCACAACGUCCAUUGCCCAAUAACUUCAACUCUGUCUUAAAAUGGCAGAAGACUGUUUAAUGCUGCAUGAAGCUGCAUUUUUCCAACAAUACUGCACCUAUUUCUUUUUGCGCUCAUCUUUUACAAAUAAGUUAAAAAAAAAA